UGACACGGCAGAGUCCAGCCUUUACCUCGCUUUGUGAUGUCUCUUUUGUGACGUUGUUGUGGUCACUCAACAGCAAUCAACAACAUUUAUCUGAUUCUGUUUUGGACUUCUGCGACUUUGAAACGUCCGGAGCGUAUUUUUAGGGGACACCCGGACCAAUGGGAAAAUCUGCUGCCUGUCACCACCCACAUUUGAACCACAACACUGAUCAAGAAAAAGCUCACAAUCGGAAGUGGAGCGAAUUCGCGGAAACGGACACGUCGCGGCUCGGCCAGGCGGGCCUGGCGUGGACCAACAACAAAGGUGCGCGUCAGCGCGGGGCGGGUCUGAAAACCCCGGCAGCCGGUUCUGACGGGGCUCGGCGAGCGUGCAGUGGCGUGCAGUGGACCGGCCCCGUAUUAAAGGCCGACCGGUGCCGACCGGUCUCAGUCGACCUGCAACUGUCUGAGACACAGGUACUUUUCGUUUGAUCGGAUCACCCACUCUCACAAUGCGCUGCGUUCUCGUUCUGGCGAUGCUGGCGGUGGCCGCCCACGGCGCGUCCAUCUCCAGCAGCGUGUCGGCCUCCUCGUCCAGCGACGGCCGCGAGUCCACCUUCAGCUCGCACCGCAUCAACGGCGGGCCCACCUUCACGCUCGGCACCCGCGGCUCGUUCGGCAGCUUCGGCGCGCGCCGGCAGCCGGCGGCGGCCGCCUUCAGUCCUUUGGGCACCCGCGGCGCCUUCGGCCGGCCGGCGGCUCCCGGCCUCGGGGACGUGCAGGCCGAGCUGAACAGGGUGGCCGGUCAGCUGGCCGGCGCCCAGAGCAGCCUGCAGGGCUGAGCGGCCCGCCGCCGAGCCCGGCGACCGGGACGGCACGGGACGGGAAGGGACGGACGGGACGGGACGGGACGGGACGGGAAGGGACGGGACGGGAGGUCAUCAGGAGGGUGGCCCGGCUCAGGGCGCGUAGCGUGCGGGCACUGUGAGCUGCGCUGGAGACACGAUAGUCGCUGGCGGCGCUGGCAGAACUGCCGAGUUGGCGAGGCGGCGAUGGCUCACGGGCUGCUGCAAUACUGGUAUCAUCUGGUCUCUGGCACGUGCAGCCGGUCUAUGUCACUUUGUAUAGAAACAUGUGAUUGACUUUAAAUGAAAAUGACAUGUUGGUGUGUAAUAAACAGUGAUGUCACAGCUAUG
Amphibalanus amphitrite is the source of this 1174-nucleotide messenger RNA. RefSeq lists its product as uncharacterized. The transcript has 2 exons. Bases 491 to 820 code for a protein of 109 amino acids. The record is from RefSeq and is a predicted model, not a curated record. NCBI's taxonomy places the organism in Eukaryota, Metazoa, Arthropoda, Thecostraca, Balanomorpha, Balanidae.